CGAAAAUGCGUAGCUCUGUGUGGACGAUAAUUAUACCAUGUAUGUUGUUUCUGCUAACGCUAGCGCAUGCGUGUGUGUUCUGUGGAAAUAACCAUUGUGAAACACAUAGUGGUCAGCCAUGCCCCAAUGAAAAAUCGGAAGACAGGCCCAACUCACAGUCUCUGGCUACCAAAACCAAUUCACCCGAUGAAGCCUCGCCAGAUUCGCAAGGUGGCCUUAAAGUUGAGGAGACAAAACCGGUAGAAGACCCCAACUCACAGUCUCCGGCUACCACAACCAAUUCACCCGAUGAAGCCUCGCCAGAUUCGCAUGGUGUCCUUAAAGAUGAGAAGACAAAACCGGUAGAAGACCCCAACUCACAGUCUCCGGCUACCACAACCAAUUCACCCGAUGAAGCCUCGCCAGAUUCGCAUGGUGGCCUUAAAGAUGAGAAGACAAAACCGGUAGAAGGCCCCAACUCACAGUCUCUGGCUACCGCAACCAAUUCACCCGAUGAAGCCUCGCCAGAUUCGCAAGGUGGCCUUAAAGAUGAGGAGACAAAACCGGUAGAAGACCCCAACUCACAGUCUCUGGCUACCGCAACCAAUUCACCCGAUGAAGCCUCGCCAGAUUCGCAAGGUGGCCUUAAAGAUGAGGAGACAAAACCGGUAGAAGACCCCAACUCACAGUCUCCGGCUACCACAACCAAUUCACCCGAUGAAGCCUCGCCAGAUUCGCAUGGUGUCCUUAAAGAUGAGAAGACAAAACCGGUAGAAGGCCCCAACUCACAGUCUCCGGCUACCACAACCAAUUCACCCGAUGAAGCCUCGCCAGAUUCGCAAGGUGGCCUUAAAGAUGAGGAGACAAAACCGGUAGAAGACCCCAACUCACAGUCUCUGGCUACCACAACCAAUUCACCCGAUGAAGCCUCGCCAGAUUCGCAAGGUGGCCUUAAAGAUAAGAAGACAAAACCGGUAGAAGGCCCCAACUCACAGUCUCCGGCUACCACAACCAAUUCACCCGAUGAAGCCUCGCCAGAUUCGCAUGGUAGCCUUAAAGAUGAGAAGACAAAACCGGUAGAAGGCCCCAACUCACAGUCUCCGGCUACCACAACCAAUUCACCCGAUGAAGCCUCGCCAGAUUCGCAUGGUGGCCUUAAAGAUGAGGAGACAAAACCGGUAGGAGACCCCAACUCACAAUCUCACAAUUUGUCACCGAAUAUACCGACGAUUUUUUUUAUUAGUAUUGGUAUUAUUAUUAUUUUUGUUUUACUAGUUUUAACAAUUUUCUAUGUCUGUAGGACUCAGUAUCGUCGGUCUACUAAUGAUUUAAUGGGUGCCGAGAGCGUAGCCUUGAAUCCAAUCGGUGUCACAGAGUCAAUUGUGUAGGCAGGAUUUAGUCCGCGAGUGGGCGUGGAAUGAAAUUGGAAAUUUAGGCAUUGGUUUGUUUCCUUCUUAUACUCUGUAGGUUUGCGGGAGCUGAAAAUGUGACAGGCAGAAGGAGGCGUG
This is a messenger RNA of Scaptodrosophila lebanonensis, 1487 nucleotides long. Its product is annotated as putative protein TPRXL. Lineage: Eukaryota; Metazoa; Arthropoda; Insecta; Diptera; Drosophilidae. The transcript has 2 exons. The record is from RefSeq and is a predicted model, not a curated record. Bases 6 to 1367 code for a protein of 453 amino acids.